AUGAGGAUACACCAACGAACUCAUACCGGAGAGAAACCAUAUAAAUGCAUGGAGUGUGGAAAGAGCUUCACUCAUAAUGGAGAAUUUAGAAUACAUCAACGAACUCACACUGGGGAGAAACCAUUUAAAUGUAUUGAAUGUGGAAAGAGCUUCAGUCAAAGUGGAAACCUUAGAAUACAUCAACGAACUCACACCGGGGAGAAACCAUAUAAAUGCAUUGAAUGUGGAAAGAGCUUCAGUGAAAAUGGAUCCCUCAGAAUACAUCAACGAACUCACACAGGGGAGAAACCAUUUAAAUGUAUUGAAUGUGGAAAGAGCUUCAGUGAAAAUGGAUCCCUCAGAAUACAUCAACGAACUCACACAGGGGAGAAACCAUUUAAAUGCAUUGAAUGUGGAAAGAGCUUCAGUCAAAAUGGAGUCCUUAGAAUACAUCAACGAACUCACACUGGGGAGAAACCAUUUAAAUGCAUUGAAUGUGGAAAGGGCUUCAGUCGUAGUGGACACCUUAGAAAACACCAGCAAACUCACAUGGGGGAGAAACCAUUUAAAUGUAUUGAAUGUGGAAAGAGCUUCAGUGUAAAUGGAUCCCUCAGAAUACAUCAACGAACUCACACAGGGGAGAAACCAUUUAAAUGUAUUGAAUGUGGAAAGAGCUUCAGUGAAAAUGGAUCCCUCAGAAUACAUCAACGAACUCACACAGGGGAGAAACCAUUUAAAUGCACUGAAUGUGGAAAGAGCUUCAGUCAAAAUGGAUCCCUCAGAAUACAUCAACGAACUCACACAGGGGAGAAACCUUUUAAAUGCAUUGAAUGUGGAAAGGGCUUCAUUGAAAAUGGAGCCCUUAGAAUACAUCAACGAACUCACACGGGGGAGAAACCGUUUAAAUGUAUUGAAUGUGGAAAGAGCUUCAGUGAAAGUGGAAAACUUAGAAUACAUCAACGAACUCACACGGGGGAGAAACCAUUUAAUUGUAUGGAGUGUUGGAAGAGCUUCAGUCAAAGUGGAGGCCUUAGGAAACAUCAGCUAACUCACACAGGGGGGAAACCACAGAUGUAG
Messenger RNA from Podarcis lilfordi (Lilford's wall lizard), 1056 nucleotides. Lineage: Eukaryota; Metazoa; Chordata; Lepidosauria; Squamata; Lacertidae. The record is from the annotation of a GenBank genome assembly.